Molecule: messenger RNA, 568 nt
Organism: Durio zibethinus
Lineage: Eukaryota; Viridiplantae; Streptophyta; Magnoliopsida; Malvales; Malvaceae
Source: RefSeq, a predicted model, not a curated record
AUUGGGAUUGAAACCUACAUGCCUUCACAUACAGUUAUCUCCAAUACAUUCUUGGUCUGUUCAUUUCUCCCACAUACCACAUGACUUUGUUUCAACAUUUAAAAUUCUAUCUUCCCAAGCUUCCCCCAUAUAAAUGCCUCUAUUACCUUAAUCCUUCCUCACCACCUUUCUUUCCGGUUCAUUCGUUUUAGCCUCCUUAUUCCUUUCCCAUCUCUGCCUAAAAGUUCAAAGCUUGAGUAAUCUAAACAAGAUGGCUAUUAAGAAAUUAAACAAACUACCUCAAACGGCAGCUAUCAAACAGAUUCUGGGAAGGUGCUCUAGUUUUGGCGAGAAACAAGGUUACGAUGAUGGAGGAAGCCUUCCGGAUGAUGUACAUAAAGCCCAUUUUGUUGUCUAUGUUGAAGAAAACAGAAGCAGAUGCAUAAUCCCAAUAUCAUCGUUGGCUCACCCUGAGUUUCGGAGUUUGCUUCAAAGAGCUGAAGAGGAAUUUGGGUUUAACCACGACAUGGGCCUUACAAUUCCUUGUGAAGAAGUUGUUUUUCGCUCUCUAACAGCCAUGAUCAGGUGA